This is a messenger RNA of Theileria orientalis strain Shintoku, 1647 nucleotides long. RefSeq names its product T-complex protein 1 chaperonin. Gene Ontology annotation, biological process: protein folding. Gene Ontology annotation, molecular function: ATP-dependent protein folding chaperone; ATP hydrolysis activity; ATP binding. The record is from RefSeq and is a predicted model, not a curated record. Lineage: Eukaryota; Apicomplexa; Aconoidasida; Piroplasmida; Theileriidae. Gene Ontology annotation, cellular component: chaperonin-containing T-complex. The coding region runs from base 1 to 1647 and encodes 548 amino acids. The transcript has 7 exons.
AUGCAGCAACCUACUGUUCUUGUGUUUAAGCCUUCAUUUAAGAAGGAAACUGACCGGAAGGCCCAAUUGGCCACCAUUCAGGCAUCCAAAGCCCUCUCUGAGAUUGUGAGGACUACUCUAGGUCCUAGGUCUAUGUUAAAGAUGCUACUGGACCCCAUGGGUGGAAUUGUUAUUACGAACGACGGGAAUUCCAUUCUCAGAGAGAUUGAUGUUGCAAACCCUGCCGCCAAGUCACUGAUUGAACUCAGCAGGUCUUUGGACGAGGAAGUUGGUGACGGAACCACCAGCUGCGUUGUGCUUUGCGGCCAGGUCCUUUCCAACUGCACGAACCUGCUGAAGAAGGAAAUACACCCUACUGAGAUCGUCAAGGGCCUGAUGGACGCCCUCGAGGACUCGAUCAAGGCUCUGGAACAAAUUGCAAUUGAAGUUGAUCUCUCUGACCACGACAAGUUGUUGCAAGUCGUUGAGUCGUGUCUCGGAACGAAACUGAGCAGUCGUUGGGGGAACUUGACAUCGAAGCUGGCUCUCGAAUCGGUCUUAAAACUUUACUACAACUCACAAAAAUAUUCCACUUCUGCCACUAACGCUGCUGACGGCACCAAUGGCGCAGCUCCCGCUUCCAGUGGCUAUCUUGACGUUAAGCGCCUAAUUAAGAUUGAGAAGGUGCCCGGCGGCCUUCUUGAGGACUCUAAGGUCCUCGACGGCGUCCUCAUAAACAAGGACGUGACGCACGCCGGCAUGAGCAGGCGAGUUGCAAAUCCCAGGGUCCUUAUCCUCGACUGCACCCUCGAGUACAAGAAGGGCGAGAGUCAGACCAUGGUUGACAUUACUAGCGAGGAGGCCUGGAAUGAGCUUCUUUUGCAGGAGGAGUCUGAAAUCAGACAGAUGUGCCAGCAUGUCAUUGACUCCGGGUGCAACGUGGUCGUAACAGAAAAGGGCGUGAGUGACUUGGCACAGCACUACCUCGUCAAGGCUGGUAUCAGCUGCAUCCGCAGAGUACGCAAAAGUGACGCCAACAGAAUUGCAAAAUGCACGGGAGCCACCAUUGUUAACCGUCCCGAGGAGAUCACGAAGCAGGACGUGGGCCACUCGUGCGGCCUCUUCUACGUCGACAAGAUCGGAGACGAGUACUACUCCUACUUUGUCGACUGCGAGAAAACCAAAUCCUGUUCCAUAGUGCUGCGAGGAGGCUCCAAGGACGUAUUAAAUGAAGUUGAGAGGAACAUGUAUGACGCUUUGAACGUCUGCCGUAACAUUUUAUCAAACUGUAAAUUAUUACCAGGUGGUGGAGCAACUGAGAUUUACGUUUCAAACUACCUAAACAAGCAGAUUCAACUUAAAAGUGGAUUGAAGCGUUUAAGUUACGAAAGUGCCUGCAAGGCCUUCGAGAUAAUACCGAAGACUUUGGCACAAAACUGUGGAGCCAACCCAGUGGCAAUAUGCAUCCAUGUACUAAUAACACUUUCAGUUCGCGUCAUAAGUGAUCUUUUGAGUUUACACGCUGCCGGCUCCCAUUCCAUGGGCAUUGACGGAGAAACUGGCGAAAUCGUUGACGUGGUCAAGAAGAACCUUUUUGACACCUUUGCAGUCAAGGAGCAAGUUUACAAAUCAGCAAUUGAAUCAGUGCGUGUUCACCUAGCUAUUUAA